AUGGAACCGCUCGUAUAUGAGGAACCGGUGCUCUACCUCAAGGUCACAGAAGCCACCGGGAUCAUCUCGACCAUGAUCAACGUCGUGGCCCUAUUGUUGAUCUAUUUUGCGUCACCGAAGAAAAUGGGGGAGUACCGGUACUUUUUGCUGGCCUAUCAGGUCGUUACCUCGGUUGGUGAGCUCUUGCUCAAAAUCAGCAUGAUCGAAAUAUUCCAACCCGCUCCGGCGGCGCGAUUUCAUUUUACAGCUAUCCUAAUCGAUGCCAAAUUUUGGGAUGUAACGGCUGCCUUUUUUACGACCUCGCUGUCAACAACUACCGCGUUUUGCCUUUUCUAUAGACAUCGACAGGUGCUGCCGCUGGGACAUUGGGCGAGGUGGAAGCCCAGCCAUCUAGUCAUAUUCUUUGUGGCAAACUAUGUGUUUUACACCGGUUUAUUCGCCUAUUCACUCAGCUUUGCAUUAAUGGAGAAGGGCCAAAGCACCCUUCUGCUUAACUGGAUUACGGCGCACCCAGAGCAUGCCAGACUAUGGAUCAUACCUGAUGUUUGGAUCGCUGAUUUUGAAGUAGUCGUCCCGUUUUUCGGCUUGUUCAUCGGAGAGUUAUUUGGGGUGUUGGUUCUGAUGCUGCUCCUUGAGUCGAUCGUCGUGUGCUCCUUCCUCUACUCGCACGCAUUUUUCAUGUUGCGCCGGACAGCGGGCACGAUGAGCGAGAAAACUCGUCAGCUACAUCGCCGACUUUUGAUAUUGCUAGGCGUUCAGAUGGGCGUCCCAAUGCUGACGAUUGUUGGCCCUUUCGUUGCGAUUGCCGUCGCCCUAGGUUCAAAAGUGCAAAUUUCGCAACUAUCCAAUCAUCUAUUCAUAUUCGCAGUUGGCAGCCACGGGAUGGUAUCGAGUUUCUCGAUCGUCCUAUUAACGGACUCGUAUCGCCAGUGCUUAACGGGGAUUUUUGGAGGCAGGAAGUCGAGCGUUGUUAUCGGCGUCGUUGUCGAAAAAGCUUCUCUUUCGUUAAACAAGACAAGAUCCUCGAAAGCCAAAUCCUUAAAUGCUGGUCUACGAAGGGCCUGUCCUUUACAUGCGCAUCAUGGAGGCUACUGGGAUAUUGUCAACCCUCGUGAAUCUCGCGACGUUAUUCUUGAUCUACUCCGCGACACCGAAGAGAAUGGAUCGAAGUUUUUGCUGGCAUAUCAAUUGACUUCUUCCUGCCUCGAACUUUUUUUCAAACUCUCCAUGGUUGAGCCGUUUCAACCAGCUCCGGUGGUCCGCUUUCAAACAUCAAUUUUCCCAAUCGGAGCCAGGGUAACA
Messenger RNA from Mesorhabditis spiculigera, 1302 nucleotides. Lineage: Eukaryota; Metazoa; Nematoda; Chromadorea; Rhabditida; Rhabditidae. The record is from the annotation of a GenBank genome assembly.